Messenger RNA from Cimex lectularius (bed bug), 4968 nucleotides. RefSeq names its product choline O-acetyltransferase (gene ChAT). Gene Ontology annotation, molecular function: choline O-acetyltransferase activity. Bases 651 to 2612 code for a protein of 653 amino acids. The record is from RefSeq and is a predicted model, not a curated record. Lineage: Eukaryota; Metazoa; Arthropoda; Insecta; Hemiptera; Cimicidae. Gene Ontology annotation, biological process: acetylcholine biosynthetic process; neuromuscular synaptic transmission. The transcript has 12 exons. Gene Ontology annotation, cellular component: cytoplasm; neuron projection.
AGGAGUAGAAAAUAAACAGUGAUGCUCAUAGUUGCUUGUGAUGCUGAUAGAGAACGAUAUCAUUUGACUCUUGACGAACACCUGAGCUGGAUCUUGCUAAUCUGCUUUCGUAACUCGCAACGGCACGAUUUACGACGAUUGUAAAUUACAUUCGACACCGGAUUUACUCACGAUAGGAUCCGAUGGACCAUUUUUUGGUUUUCACUGGUUACAAUAGUCACACAAACCUAACUGAAGAUUUUAAUGAACUAUUUAUGAUUUGGAAAUGAUGCAUUCAAGGUCGUGAAACUUGCGUUACGAUGAUUUGCCCAGUGAUUGUUUAAACUAUUAUUAUUACAUGUGGCACUAGUGCUACCACCUGAGCGAGCGAACAUCAGCAAUCAUCAGUAUGUCAUCUCCAGUUUAGGACUUCCUAGACUGAUUCGACCAUCGUGAAUUGUAUUCAAAUAUUGUUUCUAACGUUUUGUAUCGCAUGUGGGACAAGGGCGGUCAUUUUGCCCCAAUCGAGAAAACUGGCAUAAAGACAGAUUUGCCGCCGUGCCCGAUUAACAUAGGGUAUAAACAAAAAGAGCGAAGAGGUCGCGAACGCCGUCGACCCUCAGUUUCUAUAUUUACGCCGGGUGAAACGGAUUGAGUGCGUCCUAGGAGAAAUGGGAAACUUUUUCGCCGUGACGCCCGACGAGGACCUGUUUCAUAAUUUGUCGAUCUACGUCCGGAGAAAGAAGAAGUCGAAACGUCGUCAAGUACAUCUUCCGAAGCUGCCAGUUCCCGACCUAGAGCAGACAAUGGGCAAAUACCUUGACAACUUAAAGCCCAUCCUUAACGAGAAACAUUUCGAGAAGGUCAGACUGAUGGUGCAAGAAUACGCAGACCCCGACGGCCCCGGUCACAAGGUGCAGCACGAACUACUCAAACGCCGGGAAAACACGGACAACUGGGUAUACGACUGGUGGUUGAAGGAUAUGUAUAUGGGAGUCCGCCUUUGCCUCCCCAUCAACGUAAAUCCCGGAAUGGUAUUUCCACCGAGACAAUUCAGAGGUUUUACCGACAUAGCGAGAUACGGUGCAAGAAUUAUAUCACAAUUGUCACAGUAUAAGGAUAAAUUAGACAGAAGGGAGAUUCCGAUUGAAAAAGCGACCAGCCGGGAAAAAGGACAGCCUUUGUGUAUGGCCCAGCAUUACAGAUUAAUGACUUCUUACCGAUUGCCUGGAAUUGACUGUGACACACUGAUCAACACUGAGCCGGAUGGCCCUAGACUAGACCAGCAUGUGAUUUUAGCCUGCCAAAACAAAUUUUAUGCAGUCUAUCUCAGAAAGGGUGGUACUACUUUAACUGAAGAUGAAAUAGCAGGGCACAUACUACAAGUUUUAGAAAGCAGUACUGACACGAAAGUAUCAGCUAUUGGCCUUUUAACUUCUCAACCUAGAAACAUCUGGGCAGAGAAUAGAGAAGCUCUUGCGCAAUACGAAGAGAAUCGCAAAAGCUUCCAGUUGAUUGAGCAAAGUUUGGGGAUUCUGUGCUUGGACCAAAAGUCAUUAGGGGAUAAAUUUCAAAGGAGGGGAUGUGGACGGGGUGGAAAAGGCAUGGUUUCUGGACUGCGUGAUGAGACCAGCAUGGCACAUCAAAUGCUACACGGUGGCGGGUCUCAAAGCAACACACCAAAUCGGUGGUUUGACAAAACAAUUCAAAUUGUUAUCGGAGUAGAUGGCGUGAAUGGCCUAUGUUAUGAACAUUCCCCUUCUGAAGCUGUAGCUCUCAUUGGUGUAAUUGAAAAUAUUUUAGAAAAUUGCUCUAAUUUAUCUGAAGAGCCUCUUACGCCGAUGAGCACUGCUUUGCAAGAACUUCAUUGGACUGAGCCACCAUUCCUUACAAAGAUAAUAAAUGAAGCUGCCCGUUCAAUUGAUAACAUGAUAGAAGAUUUAGAUUUUUAUGUUUAUCGAUUCGACGGUUAUGGAAAGAACUUUAUCAAAUCUUGCAAAAUGAGUCCGGACGCCUAUAUCCAAAUGGCACUACAACUGGCCUACUACAAAUUAUACGGUAAAUUAACAUCUACGUAUGAAAGUGCAUCAAUUAGAAGAUUCUGGAAAGGACGAGUGGACAAUAUUAGGUCAGCGACAUGGGAAGCAUAUCAGUGGGUAUCGGCGAUGACACAACCAGAAGAAACAGGAGAUCCUUUAAUCCCGACUAAAAGAGUUACGUUUAGCCUCGUUACAGAUGCCGAAAAGCUGAUGCUAUUUGACACAGCGGCUAAAAAACAGACAGAUAUUAUGAUCGAAAAUAUACUUGGCCAGGGCAUCGACAAUCACAUGCUGGGCCUUAGAGAGCAAUCGCAGCUGAUGAACGUCCCAAUGACAUUAUUCAAUGAUGAAUCAUAUAAAAAAUUUAACCAUUUUGCUUUAUCAACAAGCCAGGUGGCUACAAAAGUUGGUUUCAUGGGAUAUGGACCAGUUGUUCCAGAUGGCUACGGCGCUUCUUAUAACAUCUUAGACGAUUCUGUGAUAUUCUGUCUGUCUGCUUUCUAUUUUUCGGAACUCACCAGUACGCCCAGAUUCGCGCAAAGCCUUGAAGAGAGUCUCAACUCGAUGCAAACUUUAUUGCAGACCAGGACUUAAAUUAACCAAAGGCCUUUUUAAACAUUCUAACCCUUUUUGAAAUGUAAUCAUGAUCGAACGAAGUCUGCUCGUCGUACGGGAUUGCUAUUGUUUAAGCUUUAUACAAAACAAAUCGCUUUUUUUUUUAUAUUUUAUUAACCUCAAUGUGACAAUAUCAUACUUAUUGUAGGUUUUAAACAAUGGCAAUUUUUUGUUUUUUUUUUAAAUAAAAAUUGCAUAAAAUUCCGUGCAAUUUUUUUUUCUUUUUUGUGUUAAGGGAAAUGUAGUGUAUUACUUCUGUGAUUGUUACGUUACCAGACAAGUUUUUAAUUAUUCUCUUGUUAUCUUUAUAAAGAGUUUAUUGCUUGAUAAAUAAAAUUUUUAGAAGUGUUGAGAAAUUUACAAUCUAUAUAUAUAUUUUGGAAAUAUAAAUGUUAACAUUAUUGUUUAUAUUAUUUUUUGUUUUUAUUGGAUUAACAUUUACAUAAUGUAAAUGUGACCAAGAAACAAUACAUAUCAAGAAACAUAUCAUUAGGAAUAUAAGACAAUUAGAUGUUAAGAGCUAACAAAAAAGAAGGUUCAUUUCGUGAUAAAUUAACGUAAACAUAUCAUAAAAUAGAAUCUGAUUAUUUUAUUAAUAUAUUAAUCAUGAAAUUUGCCCUACCAGAGUGGUAUUAGAUGUAAUACAGUAAUUAAUAAUCCUGUUGUUAUAAAUAGAGAGAUUUUUUAUUCGUUCAAGUUUAAAGUAUUUAUCGUUCAAAAGUUAUGACAUUUCAUAGUUUUAUUUUUUAUUUACGUUAGAUUUAUUUUGUGAAUUAUCUUUGCCCGCAGCUGAUGUGAAAGCUUGUCACAUCGCAAUAGUUUUCACGAGGAAAAACCCAAGCACCGAAAUGUGUGUGCUGUUAGAAACUAUAGAAUAGACGCUGUUUAGGCAGAUUGCACGUGUAUUAGCAAUAGUACUUUAGUCAAGAGUGUAAUAAUUACUCAAUAGUAUUAAGGAAAUGAUACAUAUCAUUGACUAUUAUAACCAAAAUUGAAUGUUUGCUGUGAGAAAGAGUUAAUUUGAGUGUUUUUCACAUUUAAAAAAAAUCGUAUAUUGUAUUUACUUCAUAGAUAAGUCACCAGUACAGAGUUUAUGUUCUUUUUGUUUCAAAUAAUGCAUAAAAAAUAAAUGCUCAUAACAUUCUUUUUAUUUUAAAAUGAACUGCAUUUAAAAUAAACGCAAUUUAAUGUUCAUAAAUCCUUUAAUCCAGCAUACAUGCAGCCAUUAUUGAUAAAAGAUAAAUAUUUAAUAUUUAUUAAUCUAUUUAUCAAUAAAAUUGUUCUAUUAUUCCAUUGUUAAAAAUUAGUGGAGAUAUUUAUUAAUUUUUGCUAGUAAUUUUGAUAAUUGGUGUAAAAUGAUCUCUGUUUUUUCUCUAAUGCAGUAAUUAAUCAUGACUGUCAUUUUAAAAUCUUGACUUCAAUUUUCCUUUAAUUCACUUAUUUAUUUUGCAAAAUGUUUAAUUUUGUCAUAGUUCAAUUAUAAAUAUGUAAAUAAUAUAAGUGGAUUAAAGAAUAUUUUCUAAACAGAGUAAAAUUAAAGAAACUAUGUUUAUUAUUUUUUUUCUUUUAUAACGUAAUUUAAAAAAAAAUUCAAUAAUAAAAUCGGUACAAAAAAAAUGUAUUUUAUAGGAUAAUUAACAUAAUAUAUAAUACAUAUCAUUAUACAAUACGAUAUUAGAAAAGAAAGCUUUGCGAGAUAGUUUUAUUAAAAUAUUUUAUCGCCUCAAUAAAAUAUCAAGUGUAUAGUUAAUAAUUAACAUUAGGUUAAAUUGUGUAGUAUUUAGUGACAGUUACUUAAUGAUUAUUUAAAGAUCGUGAGACACCAGUCAUGAUUUAUAAAUAAUCAUUAGGUUAAAAGAUUAAUAUUUUUAAUAUCAUCAUAUAUCGUAUCUGAAAUGUAACAUCCAAGUAUAAUUGUUUUUCUAUAAUAAUAAAAAAAAAUUGAGCCUUACAUUAUUAUAUAAAAUACUGUAAUUUUUUGCGUGUUUUCAUGUCUAAAUGUUUUUUGCGUUUUCUAUAUAUUUCGUUCGUUUUGUUUUUUUUGCUGAACGCAAGAUUUUCAACUUUGAAAAUAGAAAUGUUUAAAAAAAAAGUUAUAGUUAGAAGUAACUCUCACUCUGUAGUGAGGCCCACACAGUAUUUCUUGUCCAAUGUGGAAAACUGCCCAUAAAUUUAAUGAUAAACAAAUUCGUAUGGAGAAAAUUGAUGUAACAAAAUAAAAAUAAAAAUCCCGCACUGUAAUGCUUUGACAAUUGCUCAGAAAUUAUGAUUGCCUUUGGUGUGAAUUAUUCCCUUAACUAACAAGUAUCAUACAUAGAAUAUUAAAAAAAAAAAA